UGGGGAUCUUCACAAGAUUUGGGAAGGAUCCUUAAACGUUGUUUAUGCAAUUGAAAGAGAGAAAUGGAAGAUGACGACAAAACUAGAGAGCAAUGCAUCUUUUUUUAAAUAAAAUAAAUCUUUUCUAUGGUGGAGGUUGUUGGGAACUUGGGAGGUGCUCCGAGUCCAAUAUUCGUCGGCCUUCUUCCUACUUCAUUCUGGACAAUGACGCCAAUUUACGUAUAAUUUAUUCAUCAACAAACGUACCCAACUACUCAUCGCACCAGUUUUUUCCUUCUUUAAAUCGUGUAAAAGCUGUCAGGAAAGGGAAAUUCAGAAGCAGGGCAAGAAGGCGAACACCAAUUUCAAGAGAUGUCUCUUGCAUAUUAGACCCGCCUCUGGUUCUCAUGCUAUUCCUUAUUCUUCAGAAGUCAUAUUGAGACAAUGGCUGAGAUAGACAAACAUCAGAGCCAAUAAGUGUGAGUAGGCUAAUAGGCUGCAAAGGAUACUUGGGAGGUAAAAUUAGAGCCAUCUACUUGCGUCACUUUGAUCAUAGUGCUGAGAGAAACAAAAAGUCCUGCCUGAUGUUGAUAGCAAAAGCUCCAAGUCAAAUAUCAUGCCAACAACCAUCUGAAAGGUUUGUUCCUGAAAUAGUUUCUUCUUCUGUACUGGAGAUUAGAUCUGAUCUCACUGGCAUCAAAGCCAAAGUUCGAAAGCUUGUUGAGGAAUUGACGAGCGAUUCACUUGAAACUCUAAGAACAACUACAGCUGAACUACGGUUGCUUACCAAGCUUAGUGUAAAAAAUCGCAGGGUAAUUGCAGAUUCUGGGGCAAUUAGCCUUUUAGUUAAUUUGCUAAAUUCUAGGGACACAAAGAUUCAAGAGAAUGCUGUUACAGCACUUGUGAACUUAUCAAUCGACAAUGAUUGCAAAACUAUGAUUGUUCAGGCCAAUGCAAUUGAACCUUUGGUUAAGAUCCUUCAAACUGGCAGCCCAGAGGCAAAGGAAAACUCAGCUGCUACUCUUGGUAGUCUUUCAGUGAUUGAUGAUAACCAGGUUAACAUCGGGAGGUCCGGGGCAAUAGAAGCUCUGGUUGACUUGUUGAGGGAUGGCACGCCUCAGGGAAAGAAAGAUGCAGCCACUGCACUGUUUAAUUUGUCAUUGCUUACUGAAAACAAGGCCAAGAUUGUGCAGGCUGGAUCUAUCAAGCAUCUUGUGGAGCUGAUGGAUCCAUCUGCUGGAAUGGUUGAGAAGGCAGUUGUUGUUUUGGCAAAUCUUGCAUCAGUAGAUGAAGGAAGGAUUAAAAUCGUACGUGAGGGUGGUAUCAGUUUGUUGGUUGACACUGUUGAGUUAGGUUCUGCCAGGGCAAAAGAGUAUGCAGCUGCUGCAUUAUUAUGGAUUUGUGCAACCGCUAGUAGAUUUUGCAUUAUGGCAAUCCAAGAGGGAGCUAUCCCUCCAUUAGUGGUGCUGUCACAAUCGGGCACAACGAGGGCCAAGGAUAAGGCUCGGGCAUUACUCAGUUGCUUCAGCAGGAAUAAACUCGUAUGACGAUGCUGGAAGUCUGAAAGAGUACAACUUUAAACAAGGUUCCAGAGGGCACACAAGUGCACUGUUGGCAGCAGAGUCCACAAUACUUCAAGCACCUGUCCUUCACCCCGGCAUUUAAACAUCUUACGCCACAUUUCGAAUCACAAAGACCUUCAAUAUAAAACAAACACACCCACCCACCAAAAGAAAAAAAAAAACCAGAGAGAGAGAGAGAGAGAAGAG
Molecule: messenger RNA, 1748 nt
Organism: Momordica charantia (bitter melon)
Lineage: Eukaryota; Viridiplantae; Streptophyta; Magnoliopsida; Cucurbitales; Cucurbitaceae
Source: RefSeq, a predicted model, not a curated record